UCCAAUCCCCUGGCCAAGUCUUCAAAGGACAAGCGGGGAGGAAAGAAACUUGCUGGCCGGGCGGCGGCUCCUAUCCCACUUCCUCCUCCGCAGCUUCUGACAGACUUGCAGGAAAGGCACGGGGACGAGGCCGGCCUAUAAUCAGAGCCGCGCAGCUGGAGGGCCUCCUAGCCUCUCGGGAAGGCUCGAGACGCCCUCGGGGCAGCUCGGAAGGGAGGGCUCGCCAGCCGCGGGACAAAGACGCUUCCUGCCUCGCCACACCGGCUCGCCUUGCCGCCAUAAUGCCAGAUCAGACUUAUUGUGAUCGUUUGCGACAGGACACGGCUUUUCUAACCAGCAAUGGCAGACUGAGUGAACAGCUGGUUGAUAAAAUCAUUCUUCAGCUAAAUCGAGUUUAUCCCCAAAUUCUCACCAUUAAAGAAGCUGAAAAGUUUCGGAAUCCCAAAGCUCCUCUUCAUAGUCGGCUAUCAAACCUUAUAACUCACUUGAAAAAGAAAGGAGACAAACCCUGUCAAGAAUUUUACCGAGCUUUACAGAUCAAUGCUGAGCAUCUCUAUAACAACUUGCCAAGCAGGAAAAUUAUAAAAACCUCAGAUUCCACAGGGAUAAACCCUGAGAAGGAGAAAUAUAUUCUAAAUGACAGGGGUCCUACGUUCUUUCUUGCCUGUUUCAGUAUUGCUGCAGGAUUAGCAUUCUUCAUGUAUUGCUGCAAUCCAGACUCCAGAAUUCUGGGAAAAGCCAAGAAGGUGCUGGGAUUUUCCCCAAUUAUCAUAGGAAGACAUGUUAGCAACAUCUGUUUGUUAUACAUGGAAGAUUCAUCAGGAAAACAGUAAGAAUAAAUGGGACAGCAUCAGAUUUCCCUGCCAAUAGCACGGAUGCUUUGCAAGCAAUUGCUUUUUCAUAUACCAAAGAUAUAACUCAGAUGCUUUAGCAGUCUUUGCUGCUUCAAAGGGCUUUCAGAAGAUCACUUGUAUUUGCCUUUUACUUUGUGGAGCAUAUUUUUUUUUAUUUUUGUACAAGCUUAUUUUUAAAAAUUAUUUAUCACCUUGAUAAAAUAUAUUUUAAGGCAAAUAAGCAUUUUAACAUGUCCUAAUUCAUUGCAAAGUCUUGAGAGUCAAGUCAUGUAUGUAUGUGUAUAAAGUAAAUAUAUAUAUAUAUAUAUUGCAUUCUGCCAUUUUCUGUUACAAGAUGAGCUGAAAGCUCCUGCUUAGGCUACUACUGAAUGAUGGAGCCUUGGUAUGUCUCAUUAUUAAGAGGAUAAUGAACUCUACAUAGAAGCUGUUCUGAGUGCCCUGCUUCAUUGAGAACAAAUGGAAGUUUUCCACCUAAUAUGAGUGACAAUCUUGAAUGCUGAUGAUAGAACCCAUCGAGUUUUGUAUAUCAGCUAAUCCAUUAUCAAUUGUUCUCUUUUUUGUAUUAAUUGUAUUAGACAAGAAAUAAUAUUUGAAAUAAUGUAUAAGCAAUUAUAAACAAAUGCUAUAGGUGCAAAUGAACCGAAAGCCUUAAUGAAAAAUGGAGUGUAUAGUUUUAUUUUUAAAUGUUAAAAGAACUCUGCAUUCUUUGUUUUUAACAGACUCCAGGAGUUCCCUGAUACGAAUAACCUAGGCAAAAAUAAGCAUUUGUUAGCAUUUGCUUCUUAGUCCAACUGUAUAAGAUUUCAUGCUAUGUUCCAAACAGAAACUUAAGUUUGUGGCCAAGAAUUUAGCCUUUAUAAUAUCAUGUGCUUUUGAGGACCAUAAACUGCCUCACACAUCUGAAGGGUUCUGUUCCAUGAAAAAUUUCACUUCUCAGAAGCUCAUUUUACAUGCUCCUUCUGCAUAGCAAUUUCAUGAAGCAUCAAGACUGUGUCAUCAUCCUUUAGCUCUUCUGCCUUGCCUUUUUUCACCUCU
Messenger RNA from Thamnophis sirtalis, 1889 nucleotides. RefSeq names its product caspase recruitment domain family member 19 (gene CARD19). Lineage: Eukaryota; Metazoa; Chordata; Lepidosauria; Squamata; Natricidae. Gene Ontology annotation, cellular component: mitochondrion. Gene Ontology annotation, biological process: regulation of apoptotic process. The record is from RefSeq and is a predicted model, not a curated record.